Penicillium cataractarum is the source of this 558-nucleotide messenger RNA. RefSeq names its product U2 snRNP complex subunit MSL1. Gene Ontology annotation, cellular component: U12-type spliceosomal complex. The record is from RefSeq and is a predicted model, not a curated record. Gene Ontology annotation, biological process: mRNA splicing, via spliceosome. Gene Ontology annotation, molecular function: U12 snRNA binding; pre-mRNA intronic binding. The transcript is spliced from 3 exons. NCBI's taxonomy places the organism in Eukaryota, Fungi, Ascomycota, Eurotiomycetes, Eurotiales, Aspergillaceae. Bases 1 to 558 code for a protein of 185 amino acids.
AUGGCCUCCAAGACCGCUCCCUCUCGAGUAGUCGACGUCAAGUCCGCUGGGCAUCCCAACCAAACACUGUACUGUACCAACCUACCCGACAAGAUUAACAAGCAUGAUCUCCGCUCUUCGCUCUACUCCCUCUUCUCCACUUACGGCACCGUCCUCGACGUCGUGGCCAUGAAGACUAGCAAAAUGCGCGGACAGGCCCAUAUCGUCUUCAAGGACAUCCAAGCCAGCACACAAGCCAUGCGCGCUCUUCAAGGGUUUGACUUUUUCGGAAAGGAAAUGAAAAUUGUCUAUGCUAAGGGUUCCUCGGAUAUUCUGGCCAAGCUUCGUGGCACGUACAACCCACCCGCUCUCGGCGCAGCUCCGACCGGAGCUUCGACGGAUCUCCAAAAGUCUAUCUUCAGUGGACCACCAGGCGCGAUUCCCUCCCGACCGGCUGCCGAGACGAAUGGAGAGGCGCACGGUGUCAAGCGAGCUCGCCAGGAUGAGAGUGACGAGGAAGAGGCACCGAUGGAAGAGGACAGCGACGUACCCAUGGAAGCCUCCUCCGAUGAAGAUUAA